Messenger RNA from Spinacia oleracea (spinach), 2188 nucleotides. RefSeq names its product receptor homology region, transmembrane domain- and RING domain-containing protein 2. NCBI's taxonomy places the organism in Eukaryota, Viridiplantae, Streptophyta, Magnoliopsida, Caryophyllales, Amaranthaceae. The coding region runs from base 616 to 1935 and encodes 439 amino acids. The record is from RefSeq and is a predicted model, not a curated record. The transcript is spliced from 4 exons.
GAUAAAGUUGAUGAGGUUUUAAGGACCGAACAGAAAUAAUCUAUCGUUAUUCUUUUCCAAUUUUGUUUUUGUUUUUGUUUUUGUUCUUCUGGGGAUAAAAUUGCAUACUCUCUAUUUCAUUUCGCAUCUUGGCAUAUUCAUUAUCCAAUAAUUAAAUAACAAAAUAGUCAAUUUGCCAAAAAAUAAACCAAGCACAUUGUUUUCUCUUCUCUGUCUUAGUGUGUCCUCUGUUUUCUUCCUCUGUCAAAUUCCCAAAAUCUGCAAAUUAUCUUGAAAAACUGGCAAUUCCCUUUUCAAUUUGCAGAUGGAAGCUGAUGUUUCCAUCCUCAAAACCCUAAAUUUCCUUGUUCCUAAUUAGGAAAACUGUUGGUUUUUUAGGUCAAAUUAGAGCUUUCCUUUUCCGAGUUUUUCUUUUUGCAAGGUAAUUCCUUUUUUGUUUUUUAAUCAAACCCUAAGUUUACAAUCCUGUUUCUGCUUCUGGGUUUUCCGGAACUUGAAAUUGUUCUUACACAAGUAAAACCCUCAAAAAGAAUUCCACUUUCUGGGUUUCUUCAAAAAAAUAUACAUACAAGAUCUGAUUUGGGUGUCUUCUAUUGAAUAAGAAUACCAUUUAAUAUGGGUCUUAAGAUUUGUAGAUUAAUUUUGUUAACUACGUUAAGUUUGAUCAUGAUGCUGUGUUUCUCUUCUGCUUCUGUGAUUCUCGAGGGAAGAAAUUUCACACUCAAAUUUGAUGAUGUUGAAGCUAACUUUGCACCACCUUUGGGGUUACAUGGUAUGUGUGGAAAAUUGUACAUAGCAGAGCCUAUUGAUGGGUGUUCACAGUUGAGAAAUAGAGUUGAGGAUGUUGUUGGCAAUUGUUCAUCUCCAAUUGCAUUGAUCGUUAGAGGUGGAUGUAGCUUCGAGGAUAAAAUUAGAAGGGCGCAGAAUGCAGGUUUUGAAGCUGCAAUUAUUUAUGAUAAUGAGGAUGUUGGUUCUUUGGUUGCAAUGGCAGGAAAUUCUGCUGGUAUAAAGAUACCUGCUGUAUUUGUUUCAAAAGCAACUGGGAACAAAAUAAAGACAUAUGGGGCUGGCCCUGAUGUGGAAGUGUGGAUACUUGCUAGCUAUGAAAGUUCUGCAUGGUCAAUAAUGGCGAUUUCUUUCAUUUCUCUUCUGGCAAUGUCUGCGGUGCUGGCUACUUGUUUCUUUGUUAGAAGGCACCGUAUUAGACGUGAAAGGCCUCGCGCCCGGGUUCGAGAAUUUCAUGGGAUGAGUAGCCGUUUAGUUAAAGCUAUGCCAAGCUUAGUAUUCACAACUGUAACAGAGGAAAAUUGCACAGCAUCAACCUGCGCUAUCUGCCUUGAGGACUACAGGGUUGGAGACAAGAUCCGGAUUCUGCCAUGCCGCCACAAAUUUCACACAUUUUGUGUGGAUGCUUGGCUGACUUCGUGGAGAACAUUUUGCCCGGUAUGCAAGCGAGAUGCAAGGACUAGCAACGGUGAACCUCCAGCAUCAGAAUCAACACCAUUGCUGUCUUCCAAUCCAUCAUCUGCUGCUUCUUCGCCAUUUUCAUCAUUCAGGUCAAGGUCAUCAUCAGUACGUUCCUCUGCUAUACAAAUAGCCUCACCAAGUCCACGAUCCCAUUCAACUUCUCGUAACUCUUCUAUUUCAAGUAGUCCUCAAAUACCUCGUCCUCUUCGAAGCUCCUUAGAGUUUAGGAACAUGUCCUCACAAAGGUCGUAUGGUUCUCAGUUUAUGUCUCCUGGUUCUCUGGGUUAUCCGUCAAUUUCACCUCUGAAUGGUAGAUACAUUUCUCCAUAUAUUCCAAGUCCUAGUAACGGUUCAUCAAGUUAUCUCGGGUCUUCUUCUCUGAGAUAUCCAAAUCCAUUGCAUUACAGUGAAUCAGCAGCGAGUUUUUCUACUCCGUAUGAUUCUGCACAAUCCCUUCCAGGAUGUUGAUUUUGGAUGCUGUUUGUGACAUUGUGUGCAGAUAAUUCUGACCUCUAACUUAUACCUCUUUGAUCCUUGCCAUGGUGUUGACUUGUGUGUAUAUUGUAGCAUAGGGUAAAGUUUUGAUCUUUUUUUUUUGUUUUUGUCAUUCCGCUUGCUAAUGAGUUAUCUUGUGUUAAUUUCCUAGAGUUGAGGCUCCAAUGUUUGCAUAAACUCUUAUAUAAUUAAUUAGAGUGAUGAAUGGAGAUUAGUGUUUAAUUUA